Molecule: messenger RNA, 1819 nt
Organism: Neodiprion fabricii
Lineage: Eukaryota; Metazoa; Arthropoda; Insecta; Hymenoptera; Diprionidae
Gene: Tap42
Product: immunoglobulin-binding protein 1b
Exons: 5
Coding region: 135-1271 (378 amino acids)
Biological process (GO): regulation of dephosphorylation; regulation of signal transduction
Cellular component (GO): cytosol
Molecular function (GO): protein phosphatase 2A binding
Source: RefSeq, a predicted model, not a curated record
UCGUCUAGUGAUGUGAAAUCUGCGAAAUCAUUAGAUUUGAUCGAAGGUUUAGCUGGAACAGGGUGUGGGUGAGAUUGCACGGAAUAGAGGCUAAACAUUGUAAACAAACGUAUGUAUGCAUACUCAUCUCUGAUAUGUAUGUACAGCCGACUGCCCGAAUAAUGGAUUCCAAUAAGUCAAACGCUUCGAGGGAAAACCUGAAGCAAUUACCUCAUGGAGAAGAAAAAGAUGCGGAAAGCUUGUCUCAGAUUUACGACGAAGGGUUUGCCCUGUUCAACAGCAUAAAUAAAUCCCAGGAGGCAACAAAUAGCCCCAAAAUACAAUCUGAAGUUAGGAGGGCGAUGAGCAUGUUCGAAGAUGCAACCAGAUUGGUAUCCAUGACGGAUAUGUUUAGCGUCAAUGAGAGUUUCGAAGAAGUGGCGACGGCAAAUAUCAAAUACUUUCUGCUGCCAGCUCUGCUUGGAACUCUGACGCUAAAGAUUUGUGGAACGAGCGACCGAUUGCACAUUGUUGACGUAGCGGAGAUCUAUUACAACGAUUUUCUGAAAAGGCUAGAGCAUUAUGGACUGAUUGAUUUUGUAAUACCUGAGAAAAAGUCGAGCGAAGAAAAUUCAGUGAGGAAACCAAUGUCCAACGCCGAAUUAAUAACGUCCAUGGUGUCGACAAGAAAUACAAAACUGCAGAGGUUCAAGGAGCAGAAAGAGCUGGAAAGCAGACUGGAAACAUUAAGUGAGAACAUGCGCAACCCAAAUAUAGAUGAAGAAUCGAAGAGAGAGUACUACGUUACGUUAAUCAAGUCGUAUGUGAACCAAGCGUUGGAUGAUUUAAGUUCAAUAGCUUCGGAGAGGCCAAUAAUAGAGCACAUGAUUAAAGUUGGGCACAGCGACCCCUUGGCUGCUCAAAACCCAAGAAAAUCAAAAUUGCCUGGAGUUAAACUGAAGCCGAUCAUUAUUACGAGAGAUGAGCUACAAAAACAAGUUUAUGGAGCUGGCUAUCCAAGUCUACCCGUUCUGACUGUGCAAGAAUUUUACGAUAAAAGAAUCAGAGAUGGCGACUGGCCAGAUCCGUCGCAGAGAAAUCAAGUGAGUGGCAAGUGCCUACAGAAUAUUCCGCCCAACACGGAUGAAUUGAAGGAAGAAGAUAUUGAGGAGGAGCAAAAAGAAAACCAAGUCGAGAAAGACGAUCCGCAGCUUCUUGCCCAAGCUCGUGCCAUGGAUGAAUAUAAAGAUACUCAUAGACGAGGUUGGGGGAACAGAAGCAACAGAAGCUAAAUCCAUAAAAUAUUCAGACUCUUAUUUCAUGCAAAGUGGUCCAUCGGAAUUGACUUUUCUAUUUAGUACUGAACCAUAUUUAUGGAAAGAAUUCCAACGGUACUAACUUGAGGUAAAAAAAAUGGAGAACAUAAUACCACGUCUUUAUAUGGAAAAAGUUAAUAAUUGUCAGUUCUGUAAGGUAGAUUCAAUUUGAGCAUUACAUUUUGUAUGUGGCUUAUAAUAUUUUUCAAUUUUUCACUGCUGGAACAUUUGUUUUGACAAUCACUGUUUUCAGGUACUUAAUAGCUGAAUUCUGGAUGCUUUCAAGAUAUCUAACUUAUUAUCAGACUGUUGGAAUCACGUAGAAUACUACUUGGAUUGUACGGGAUUUUUUUUCUUGUUCAAAAUACGUACUAGUUGGAAGUUUGACACAUGGAGAAAUCAAAACAUUUCUAGGAGAAAAAAUUCGUGUUUGAGUAGCAGAUCGUCUGAAUCAAUCAUGAUUUUUUAUAACGUGUAUCGAUGUAUGUACAUUAAGAAUAUACCUUCUGAUCUUUGAUAUUAAA